Molecule: messenger RNA, 4779 nt
Organism: Spirodela intermedia
Lineage: Eukaryota; Viridiplantae; Streptophyta; Magnoliopsida; Alismatales; Araceae
Source: the annotation of a GenBank genome assembly
AUGAGGAACCCAUCACAUCGUAAUAGGAGCCCUUGUCGGGUCGCGGUAACUGGUUCCGACGCUCACCUGAGAAUAGCUGAGGCUGCAGAGCGAGUUCGUCCAAGGCGGAGCUUUCCCUGUUCCUCGUCAACCCCAGAGCGAGAAUAAGGUCGACUCUCCUCCUGCUCCUCCUCCUCCGCCCCAACCUUCAGAGGUCCUCAGCUGGAUAUAAAUGAGGACGAAGCAUGGACGCGGUAAGCUCUUCAAGCGUGGAGGCAGAAGAAAGUGCCGGGAAAUCAACGGGCUGGAGACAGUGGGGGAGGCGGUUGGAACCUGGGAGAACUUAUGGGGAAAACUUAAUGGUGGCCAGUAAUAUAAUCACGGAAAAAAGUAAACGGGUGGUUGAGUGACGAAGAGACUAACAAAUGUCAACGCCGGAGGAGGAAUAAGAAAGGACGGAACUAGCAGAACCCAGAAGCUAACCAGGUGCUUCAAUGAUCGAGAAACGCAUGGCCCCUUUCACCGACGUGACACAGCCUCUCGGUUGGGAUGAAGAGGACGGAGACAUGGUCAUCGUGGAAACAUGAAAAUCUGCUCCGGCAGAAGACGGAGGACAGCGAAAAUGACCGCGGAACGUAAGGCGAAACGCCCGGUAUCCGUAGGCACCACCUGCCCUGUACUCGUAUUCAUGGACCAGUUGCGACGGGAGACUUUCUGGCCGGAGGAGGCGUCCACCACCGGUCGCCUUCUCCUCUUCUCCCCGGCGACCUAGCUUCCGAUCUCCUACGCCUAGACGGCUCGACGCGACGACUUCAUGCCUGAGUGGGGGGCCCGCUGCCGCCGACAACGAGCCCUUGCUUCUCGUUGUCGGCGGGCCAGUCUAGAUGACGACGGCAAACUGUUUGCUGUAAUGUGAAGAGGAUAAGGGAUUGCAUCUCCUCUUCGUGCCAAGUCAACGCGCAGCGUUGCCCCCGAGAGUAGCAUCCUCCCGACCGCGUUGCCCGCAUUGACCUUGACCUGGUAACUAUGAUUGGGUUACUAUGAUUUUUUCUUUCUGAUUUCGAGGAAUUCGAUCUGGUUGCUGAGUUACUAUCCGAUUCUCCGUGUCUCAGGUGAGCGACGCUCUCGCACAAGCCGGGCUCGAAUCUUCGAACAUGAUUCUGGGAGUCGACUUCACGAAGAGCAAUGAGUGGACAGGUUCUCCUGGACACAUCCCUCUCUCUCUCUAUCUCUCUCUCUCCAGGAUGCCUGCUUGGUUGCCAAUUUGGGUAACUCAGCCAGCCCAUAUGACCAUCAUAAAAUUCCUACCUAAGAAUCUUCAUACCAUCACAAAUAUGAAGAAAUAACGGGGGGUGGAAUCCAUGAUUUGGUGCCAAAAGGGCUCGUAAGUACCUCGUGCUUUCUGGUUUUUUGUGGUUUUGAACGCAGAAUGGUUGAUGAUUUUAGUCCCUUCACUUGCUGGCAAUAGAAAUCUACAACGCUUUCAUCGAGUUUAUUCAUCGAAUUUUGGCUUUGAAGUAUCGGACAGCAUAAGCUACUCCUCCUCCUUUCAUGGCUCUGGGGAUUGCUUACUUACUAAUUGCAGCAGGUUUCUGACUAUCUGCAGGCAAGUUUUCCUUUGGCCGCCGCUGCUUGCACGACCUCAACCAUCCGCCAAACCCGUAUGAGCAGGCGAUAUCCAUCGUCAGGAGGACCCUUUCCUCCUUUGACGAGGACAACCGCAUCCCCUGCUUUGGUUUUGGCGACGGUUAGUUGGGUGACUGCUAUCCCUUUGAACCCAACUAUAGAUCCAAUCUCUCUCUCUCUCUCUCUCUCUCUCUCUCUCUCUCUCUCUCUCUCGCUCUAGAUCCCCUUCAGACUCAUCAGAGCUUCAAUGCCCACAUAUUCCCCGAUGGAAUUGAAUAACGUCCUCUCCUCUACAAGGACCAUCGUAAUCUAUGAUAUCAAUGUGGGCCCCACUUGGCAAUUUUCAAUUCCAUAUGAGGAUAUGGAUGGAAUAAUUACGGUAGCCAAAGUCAUUGUAAUGACGUCAUGAAAUGAACUAGACAUUGGGCAGAGUAUUUUACUUAUUUAAUCCCUAAAAAUAUUGGUUGACAAUCAUAUCGUGUUUCAGGCACAUUAUUCUAAUAGGAAUACUGGAAUCAAAGUCUUAGCCUACCCAACUAUAAGUCUUAUCAGUUAUUGGAAUCACUUGAGACUCCACUUCUUCAAUCGAAUGAAAAUUAGAAUGGCAUGUAUUUUAUUUUUUUCUGUAUAUAUUAUUGAUUGAUUCCUUUUCUAUACAAAAUUUUGAAAUCUGUCCCUAAUGAGAGAGUUUUAUAUCCAUAAUAUCCAUUGAAACUAUCAUAAUCUAUGAUUUCACCAUGGGCCCAUUUUAGAAUCUUAAAUACCUUAACCAAGACCCGCUAAACUCUCAAGUGGUUGGUAUAAUGACAUCUCAUGGGUUUAUUCCUUUACAUCCAUGUCUUUAUUUAAUUGAACUUAGGAAAAAGUUUAUAUUUUUUGCUUUUUAUAUUAUUCCUCUGAAGAAUUCAAGUGAGUCUUCAAUAUGAGAGUUUUACUUGCAAAUUAAAUACCAUUAAAUGGAUAUAAGAUAGAACAACUAGGGCAUGAAAGUAAUUAUAAUGACAUCAUUUGUGGACUAACUAAUGAACAUGUUAUUUAAUUUUUUUAAUCUCUAAAAAUGUUAAUUGAUAGUGUGAUUUAACGCACAUUAUUCUAACAUGUUAUCUUAAUCUAAUUUGUCAAUAUUUAAGUAGAUUAAAAUGUAAAAUAUAAUUUAUAUUUUCUCCUUUUUUGUAUGGGAUGAAAUUUCAACUAAUUAAAUAAAGCCACAACAACCUUUAUCAUCAUCUCCCAAUAAAAUUAAAUAUAUUUCGUUUUGUUUGGAUCAUAUUUUCAAAGGCCCAAAUAAAAUUUCAUAUUAAUUAAAUAAUCAUCAUUAAAGACACUUUGGGGAAAUGACCAAUAAAGAGGACGGUUACAAAAUUAUCUUGACUUGUUCCAUUAGAUUCUAGGAAUUAUACUCGGAAGAAAAAGACCCUCAUUUCUUUUUUAAAAUUUGAAAAAAGAAAAAAAUCAAUGUAGAAGUUGAUGCCACAUUAGGCUAAGACAUGGAGAAAACCCUAGUUUGACCCUAGGGCGAAGUCCAAAAAAAGGACUUUCGAUAGACUCAUUAUCAAGCCUGUGAAGAGAGGGAUUGAAAAAGAGUGGUGUGAGAGGUUGUGUUUAUGUGUAUGUCUGUAAGAGAGAGAGAGAGAGAGAGAGAGAGAGAGAGAGAGAGAGAGAGAGAGAGAGAGAGAGAGAGAGAGAGAGAGAGAGAGAGAGAGAGAGAGAGAGAAAGAGAAAGAGAAAGAGAGAGAGAGAGGAAAAAACUGACUAGUGGCCACGAAUAUGAAGAGAAUUCAUGUCAAUGUUUGAAAAAUGACCAUACUCUCUCUCUAUCGGUCCGAGAUUGGCAAGAAAAGAGGGGGGAAAAGAGAGAGAAGAACGGGUAGAGAGACAAGAAAAAGCUGACUUGCGGUCAGGAAAUUGAAGAGAAUUCGUAUUCAAAGUUGAAAAAUAUCAGACACUCUCUGCCGAUCUGAGAUUAGCAAGAGAAGAGGGGAGAUAGAGAGAGAGAAGCGGGUUGAGAGACAAGAAAAAGCUGACCUGUGGCCACGAAUUUGACGAGAACUCUUGUUGGAGUCUGAAAAUCUGCCACAAACUCUAUCGGUCUGAGACUGGCAAGAAAAGAGGGGGGGGGAGAGAGAAAGAGAGAGAGAGAGUAGCGGGUAGAGAGACAAGGAAAAGCUGACUUGCGGUCACGAAAUUGAAGAGAAUUCGUGUUCAAGUAUGAAAAAUUGACACACUCUCUAUUGAUCUGAGAUAAAGUUAGCAACAGAAGAGUGGAGAGAGAGAGAGUAGCGGGUAGAGAGACAACAAAAAGCUGACUUGUGGCCACGAAAUUGAAGAGAAUUCGUAAGAGUUUCAAAUUAUCAAGCACUCUCUGUCUAUCGAUCUGACAUAGAUCUGGCAAGAGCGGAGAGAGAGAGAGAGAGAGAGGGUAGAGAGAGAAGAAAAAGAUAUGUGGCCACAAAAUUGAAGAGAAAUCGUAACACAGUAUGAAAAAUUAUCAUACUCUCUAUCAAUCUGAGAUCGAUGUAGCAAGAGAGAGAGAGAGAGAGAGAGAGAGAGAGAGAGGAGGGAGACAAGAAGAGCUGUGGGCUGAGAGGUCGGUCGAGUGAGCGAGCGAGAAAGAGCGAGAGAGAGAGAAAGAGAGAGAAGAGGGAAGGGGGAGAGAGAGAGAGAGAGAGAGAGAAGAGGGGAGCGAGAGAGAGAGAGAGAGAAGAGGGGAGCGAGAGAGAGAGAGAGAGAGAAGACGGGAGCGAGAGAGAGAGAAAGAGAGAGAAGAGGGAGGGAGAGAGAGAGAGAAAGAGAGAGAAGAGGGGAGCGAGAGAGAGAGAAAGAGAGAGAAGCGGGGAGGGAGAGAGAGAUAGAAAGAGAGAGAAGAGGGGAGGGAGAGAGAGAGAAAGAGAGAGAAGAGGGGAGGGAGAGAGAGAGAGAAAGAGAGAGAAGAGGGGAGCGAGAGAGAGAGAAAGAGAGAGAAAGAGAGAGAAGAGGGGAGCGAGAGAGAGAGAAAGAGAGAGAAGAGGGGAGCGAGAGAGAGAGAUAAAGAGAGAGAAGAGCGGAGCGAGAGAGAGAGAUAAAGAGAGAGAAGAGGGGAGCGAGAGAGAGAGAAAGAGAGAGAAGAGGGGAGCGAGAGAGAGAGAGAGAGAGAGGGAGAGUACUAUUCAUUCAUUGGCAUACUCCAAUCUCUGA